Messenger RNA from Leptopilina heterotoma, 3071 nucleotides. RefSeq names its product periodic tryptophan protein 2 homolog. Gene Ontology annotation, molecular function: protein binding. Gene Ontology annotation, biological process: ribosomal small subunit assembly; maturation of SSU-rRNA from tricistronic rRNA transcript (SSU-rRNA, 5.8S rRNA, LSU-rRNA). The coding region runs from base 140 to 2881 and encodes 913 amino acids. Lineage: Eukaryota; Metazoa; Arthropoda; Insecta; Hymenoptera; Figitidae. Gene Ontology annotation, cellular component: small-subunit processome; Pwp2p-containing subcomplex of 90S preribosome. The transcript has 15 exons. The record is from RefSeq and is a predicted model, not a curated record.
GGUAAAAUUUUCAAUUUUCAGUAGCACAUGUAUUCUCAUGUGGUCUUUAAAUUUACACUGUUUGUAAACAAAUAACAUUAAUUUUCGUUAAACAAUUUGUUUAUUUGAUUUUAUUUAGAAAUAUCAAAUUGGAGAAAAAAUGAAAUGCAAUUACAAGUUUAGCAAUUUGCUUGGGACGGUUUACUCUGCUGGAGAUUUAAUUUUCUCAAGAGAUGGAACAUCUGUUAUUAGUCCAGUGGGAAAUCGUAUAACAAUUUAUGAUUUGAAAAAUGACAAAUCCACAACUCUUCCUGUGGAAAGUAAAUAUAAUUACAAUGCUCUUGAUUUGUCACCAAAUGGAUGUAUUUUAAUUGCAGUAAAUGAAGAGGGUGAUGCACAUUUUAUAAGUAUGAUCAGUAAAAUGAUAAUUCAUAAACAUCGUUUUAAACGACGAGUGAGAAGUGUGAAAUUUUCUCCAGAUGGAAAACAUUUUGCUGUAUGCAAAGAAAAUAAUGUAUUUAUAUUUAAAUUCUCUGCCUACGAUUUCGAGAAUUACAAACCCUUCAUAAUGGAACGUGUAUUCACUGGAGCUUCAGACGACACAACCUGUAUAGACUGGUCUUUCGAUUCAAAAUUAUUGUGCAUUGGUUCGAAAGACAUGACCACUAGAUUAUACAGUAUUGAUAAAGAAGUAAAUAUAAGAAGUUAUUCAUUCGCUAGUCAUUCUGACGUAAUGGUAGGAUGCUUCUUCGAAAAGGACAAUUAUGAUUUGUCUACUAUCAGCAGGAACGGACACCUUUGUGUAUGGGAGUGUUCUCUCGAACCUAAGGAUCUUUCAGAAUAUCAAGCACCACUGAAAAAGAGCAAACACACAAAUACUCCCAAUGAGGAAAAUUAUGUAGAUACUGAGAAAAUAGCGGAAUUAUCAUUGAAUGAGGAAUCGGAUGCAUUGCAAACUUUGGAUGCAAAUAAAAAUGAUAUACAAGAGGAGGUUAAAAAUGAGGUGCGUAAAUUGAAGUACAAACGGUUGGGAAGACAUUAUUUAGCAGACGCUGCAAGGAAUGAAUCAAAGGACGUAAUUUUGACUAGCGCUGCGUAUCAUUCACCAAAUCACAUUCUUGUUGUUGGUUUCAGUAAUGGAGGAUUCUUUCUCUAUGAACUUCCAAGUGCAAUUCUUAUUCAUUCUCUAAGCAUUCCCAAUCAAUGUAUAUCAACAAUUUCUAUUAAUCCCACCGGUGAUUGGAUUGCUGUUGGAUGUUCGGAUGCCGGACAACUAUUAGUCUGGGAAUGGCAAAGUGAAUCCUACUGUCUCAAGCAGCAAGGACACAGUAACAAUAUGACCAGUCUCUAUUACAGUCCAAAUGGUCAAUACAUAGUUACAGGUGGUCACGAUGGAAAAGUAAAAUUAUGGAACACUGUCAAUGGAUUUUGCAUCACCACUUUUAAUGAACACACUUCUUCUAUUAGUGACGUUACAUUCAGUCAUAAUCAAAAGUUUAUUGUCUCCUCAUCUUUGGAUGGAAGUAUUCGUGCUUACGAUUUGGUACGCUACAGAAAUUUUAAGACGUACACAACUCCAAAGCCAGUUCAAUUCUCCUGCUUAGCACUUGAUUCAAGUGACGAAUUUCUUGCAGCGGGUGGUCAAAAUGUUUUCGAAAUUUAUCUAUGGAGUGUUCAAACUGGCAAAAUGGUGGAUAUUUUAAGUGGACAUGAAGGUCCAGUAGUGAGUUUAGCUUUUAAUCCAAAUUUAGCGAGUACUCAAUUAGCAUCGGCAUCUUGGGAUAAAACAUUGAGAUUGUGGAAUGCAAUUGACAGUGGUUCUACUUAUGAAUCGAUUCUGUUAACUGCUGAUGCUUUGUGCGUAGCUUUUAGACCCGAUGGUAAAGAAGUAGCAGUUGCUACACUCGAUGGUCAAAUAUCAUUUUUCCAUUCUGAAACUGGAACACAAACAGGAAACAUAGAGGGGAAGAAGGAUUUAGGUAGUGGUCGUUCUACUACGGAUUUAAUUACCGCUAAAAAGAGUCUCGAAGGAAAAUCAUUCACAUCUUUGUGUUACUCAGUCGAUGGAACUUGUAUACUUGCCGGCGGACAGUCGAAAAAUGUUUGUCUCUAUAAUGUUCAGGAGUCGAUUUUAUUGAAGAAGUUUGAAGUCACGCAUAAUAUGUCCUUAAAUGCAGUUUCUGAUGUUUUUAAUCGUCGUAAAAUGACUGAAUUUGGUUACGCGAGUUUAAUCGAGGAGAGAGAAGAAAACGAAGGUGGCAAUGUUAAAGUCCGAUUACCUGGAGUGGUGAUGGGAGACAUGGCCGAAAGAAGUGCAAAACCAGAAAUUCGAGUAUUUUAUAUUCAGUUUUCACCAUUAGGUCAAUCCUGGGCAGCAGCAACAACUGAGGGUUUGCUAAUAUACUCUUUGAAUGCUGCUUUAUUAUUUGACCCUUUCCAACUUGAAUUAGGAGUAACACCAGAGGCAAUAGAUAUCGCUUUGCAGUUAAACGAGUAUUCUAAAGCACUGAUUGCGGCCUUGAAACUUAGUGAAAUUUGUCACAUUCGUAAAGUUGUGGAAAACGUCCCUCUAUGUGAUAUUUCCCUUACGAUUUAUAAUCUACCUGAUAUUUAUGUGGAAAAACUAUUGACGUUUAUUGCUGAUGAAUUGGAAACUACUAAGCACGUACAGUUUUAUAUAAAAUGGAUUAAUACUAUUUUUAAGGAACGAGGUGAUCUCUUCAAUACAUUAACUCUAAUGCCUGUUUUAAUAAUGUUACAAAAAAGUACUCAGGAAAAAUAUGACGUUCUCAGUAAAUUAUGUGACUAUAAUCAACAUACAAUGAAGUAUUUCAAACAAAUGGGAAAGUUGAAGAAAAUACAGGAAACUUCAGUUGAUGAAAUUCAUUUGGAUGAAUCUUAAAAAUGUCAAAAUGUUCAGAGGAUAGAAAUAAAUUGGAAAUAUAAUUCAUAAAUUAAAAAGCCAACAAAAAUUGAAAUCAAAAGUUGCCAAGAUUUAACAUCUGCUCUUUGAUGCUUUAAUAAUUUGUGUAUAGUUUUGUAAAUGAUUCAAAAGAUAAUUUUAAUUAAAAAUAUUUUUGAAUAUCAAGAGA